CAGCUUUCUCCAUAUUAUGUUUAAAUUGCCUUAGUUAGUCUGGAUUUAAAUUGAAGCAACUGGCCUUGAUGCGCUUUUUAUCGGAAUCCAAAGAUUUCUCAGUAAAACUUUACCUUUGAGAACUGGCGCUUGCUACAAUUUCACGUGCAUGAGUUGGUAGGCCAAGUUAAUCAUAAGGAAGAAACCAAGAAGAGGUGUGCCAGGGCACCAAUCAACGGGAUUGCGGAUAUAUUAAAAUGGCUUCCACUGCGCUCCAACUUGUGGGUUUCGUACUUGGAGUAUUAUCAUGGAUAGGUAUGAUUGUGACGUGCGCAUCGCCAGAGUGGAGACAAACCAGUCACGGAAAAACUCUCAUAGAUGACACUAUAAGGUACGACGGGUUAUGGGCGCAAUGUCGAGCCUUCAGUACAGGACAAACACACUGUUCCGUUUACAGCAAGUUCUUCAUAGGGCUGCCUGGAGUUCUCCAAGUAUGCCGAGCUCUGAUGAUUACCUCAAUAACAUUGGGAUUUAUAGCUGUUGUCGUAACGAUACUGGGAAUAAAAUGCACUAGUAUCGGGAAUACAAACCCAAGGGCUAAAGCCAGAGCUGCAAUGAUCGGCGGACUGCUGUUCUUGGUAUCAGGUCUCCAAACAGGAAUAGCUGCCUCUCUAUUUGCCGGAUGUAUUUCAACAAGAUGCUUUGACCACAUGCAAAUUUCCGGGAUUUUCCAAACAAACUUUGACCUCGGCUUGGCAAUAUAUAUCGGCUGGAUUACAAUGACGUCAUCACUCUCAGCAGCUACGUUACUUAUAGUGUACGAUGACUACUGGCAGGGCCCUUCCAGGACAAUAGAUUUAGUCCACAUACGAAAAACAGACCGAUAUAACGCAAAAAUGUACGAUUUGGAAGCCAACGGUACUAUGGGGGUGUACAAGCGAAACACAAGUGUAAAAUUACAAUCGACGUCUCCGGGUUCGGUUCGUAGCGACCAGAGUACGAUAAGUUAUCCUUCGACGCGCACAUCAAACUUCACAAUGCGAACUAAACUUUUAAACAUUCCUCCUUUUGGGGAUAACUGGAAAACGCUGGUAUACAACACAGCAACUGACUCAAACACUCUCACAAAUUCGGACGAUCAGCAGUCGACGAAAACUAGCUGGAAAGAUAGCAUAAGCACAGCAAAAAAAGUAAAGCCUUUAGCAACAACACAUUUAUAGUCACAGCACUUUGCGUGUACUCACUUUCAUCUAUGCAAAUUUCGUUUCCACGUAUUUCGCAAAUUUGAUUUAUGAAUGAGGUUCUGCGCAAAACAGUUUGUUUUAGAAGCGGACAUCUUUUACACUGGGAAAAAAAAGUUUUAUAAAAUAAUGUAGCUAGAGCGCUUUGGCCAACUUGGCAAAAAUAGCUUAUCUUCAUCGUUAACUAAUCCUUAUAAGGUGGAAGUACCAUGAAACGUUACGUUUCCCUGGCUCAAAUUUUUUUUAUUCCAUCAAAGGCGAAUGUCUAUAGAUGUGUACCAGGGUCUGCCAAUGCCUUACCCUGAUUAGUUUACACUGUACAGUGAACACUAACCAGUGACAACAACAUUGAGUAUAUUAUACACAACGUCACAUCUAUAAAAAUUCGAAAAAGUAUGUAUAUAUAUGUCUACAUGUGUCUCACUGUGCUUGGUGCGCACUUCUCAUUGUUUUGGGUCACAUCUGUGACAGAAGCAAGUUACCAGGUCUUGGUCCACUCAACUUAUGUGCGAUACUAAUUUAAUUCUAUGUUAAACAAAACUCAUCAUCUUAGUUUUAGUUUUAGUUCAAAUCAGUGUGUUUUCGUCGCUCGGUCCUAUCCGGUAAUUGCAGUAUAAAUUGGGGUCAUAUUACUAUGUAUGUUUUAUUGGUAUGUAGUUUUAAUUGAUGCCACUUUUUAUAUUUGAAGUUAAGGUUUAAUCGAGGGUCGUAGUUUAUUUCAUUAGUGAAAAUCUUGCAUUUAUUAUAAAUUAAUUUGGUGUGUACUUGGUCAUGCAUGCUAAUUUGCUUGAAGCAUCCUGGGUUUUGCUAAUUUGCAUGAUUAUAAAGAAGUGUUUUUCAAACCGUGCUCAUGUGAACUUCAAUGUGGUUGUUAAUUUUAUUUGCUACCUCUU
Messenger RNA from Styela clava, 2113 nucleotides. Its product is annotated as claudin-7-like. Gene Ontology annotation, cellular component: bicellular tight junction; membrane. The record is from RefSeq and is a predicted model, not a curated record. Gene Ontology annotation, molecular function: structural molecule activity. NCBI's taxonomy places the organism in Eukaryota, Metazoa, Chordata, Ascidiacea, Stolidobranchia, Styelidae.